ACCAAAGCCCAAAACUCAGCCCAGGUCUUCAAUCAGCGAUUGGACUCCUAUAAUUAACCUAACUCCAUCCCCGUUUCUACGGUCGCCACUCUCCAUUGCAGCCAAAGCUGCUUCGAUUUUCAGCUUGCUCUCUCGCCGCCGUCUGCCAUGGCCAAGAGAACCAAGAAGGUUGGGAUUGUCGGCAAAUACGGCACCCGAUAUGGUGCUAGUUUGAGGAAGCAGAUCAAGAAGAUGGAGGUGAGCCAGCACAGGAAGUACUUCUGCGAGUUCUGCGGCAAGGAUGCUGUCAAGAGAAAGGCCGUCGGUAUCUGGGGAUGCAAGGAUUGCGGCAAGGUGAAAGCUGGAGGAGCCUACACCAUGAACACCGCCAGUGCUGUGACCGUGAGGAGCACCAUCCGACGUUUGAGGGAGCAGACCGAGAGUUAGAUGUCUUGUUUGAAUCGUAACCUCGUUCUGUUACUGUUAUGGGAUUUUGAUUUCGUUGUAUUAGUUGAGAACAAUGUCGUUUCCUUUCUGGUUUGUUUACUUUGUAGGACCUAAUGAAAGCUGGUUUUUUUGGGGUACUGUUUAAGAGAUAUUGAUCAUUGUAGACACCACCGAGUUGGUUCCUCCUUAUGUAGUGUUUUACUGCAAAUUUGGCUAUACAAGACUCAUUUCUGUGGCUGAUGCUCCAUUGAUUUUUCAUCCAUAUUUCUCAAGUAUGGUUGCACUUGCAUCUGCUGCAAUAAUGAUAUGUGGAUGGUCUGGGAUGGUAAGGGGAGCUAAUUGCUAAUACAGUAACACUGUUAUGGUGUUUAAGUGGUUUACUGUAAAGGACUCUAUUGAGCCGCGAAUAUUUACGCUUUGCACGUCAAGGGUGCUUCACUGUAACGGACUCUAUCGAUCAACAUUUUACAC
Messenger RNA from Linum tenue, 897 nucleotides. NCBI's taxonomy places the organism in Eukaryota, Viridiplantae, Streptophyta, Magnoliopsida, Malpighiales, Linaceae. The record is from the annotation of a GenBank genome assembly.